This is a messenger RNA of Rhipicephalus sanguineus (brown dog tick), 906 nucleotides long. RefSeq lists its product as uncharacterized. The transcript has 4 exons. NCBI's taxonomy places the organism in Eukaryota, Metazoa, Arthropoda, Arachnida, Ixodida, Ixodidae. The record is from RefSeq and is a predicted model, not a curated record. Bases 1 to 906 code for a protein of 301 amino acids.
AUGGGCCUGAUCCAUUCGCUGCCGGCGAACGUGGCCGAUGCUCGAGAGAGGUGGCAGCAGCGUCUGCGUCGCUGGCAGGCCGGCGAACGCUGUUCCGACGAAGAAGAAGAGGACGAAGGAGGCCUGAGCGAAGUGGUCGUCAUCGGCGGCGGCGACACGGGCGAGCCGGCAGGCGGAAAAGCAGCCUCGAUGCAGAAUCGACAAGCGAACCCGGCGGGCGACCGCAACGCAUCGCCCUGCAGGUACCUCCCCGAGGUGGACACGGACGACGCGGUGAAGAUCUGGUGCAGCCGCAGUCAGCCCAGCCAGGUGACGCCCAGCGGUCCCAGCGGUCCCAGCGCAUGGCUAACGGCCGAGCAGGAGCGCUCGAGCUCCAGCGGCAGCGAGUACGAGCCGGACGACGAGGAGGACGAGGACGAGGAAGAGGGGAGCAGCGAGGGCAGCACGGAGACGACGACCAGCUCGACGUCCACCAUCCCGUCGGGUAUGCUGCGUCAGUGGAGGCGCAUCCGCAAGUGCUACGCCGACAACCCCGACGUCAUCGGGGAGAUACACGUCUACAGGGUACUGACCUACAUGGGGCACCCCCACUGGCGUAAGAGCAGCUCCGUAGUAUCGCCGGCCGGAAACAGCCCGAACCUGACGACGGUGCUGCAGGCGACCAUGGCGCUGCGGUUGGAGGACCUGCGCCAGAAGAAGAUGCAGAUGGAGGCCGCCUGGCGGUCCAUGAUGAAGAACGCCCAACCCAUCAGCCGGGUCCUGCUCGAGGCCCAGCGCGCAGCCGUGCAGCAGCUCGAGAAGGAGCUGUUGUCGCUGCACCAGGCAAGUGCGAAGAUGGAGGCCCGCAAGACUCGACGUGCCAGGGGUGAAAAAACAGCCGCUGCGGAGCGUGCCGAAGACCAGUGA